GCUCAAACCAACAACAACACUUGCGGCCUCAUAUGCUUUGAGAAUUUAAGAAAUGAGUAGCAGAUGAGUGGAACAUGCCGCGGAAAAACCACGAAGAUGACGAUCGUGCACGUUGGAGAAGUCGACCGAAGAGAAAAAUUGUCAAGCCUUGUCUUGAUUAUAGCCAAGUAUUAUUGCGAGAAGAAGAACAGGCAUUGAAGAAAGCUCUGUAUGUAUCAUUGAGAGACACCAAAACUGAUCAAGAAUGUACUGCAAAUGGGUUGCAGCAAAAGAAACCAAAGACAUCCGACAAUGAGAAAUUGCAAGAGUCCUCCUGUGUUGAGAAAGAGAGUACUAACAAGAGUUUUGAGCCCAAGCCAAAACUAAACAAGGCAAAAGAGCAGAAUCAUAAGAAGAAAUUUACGGAAUGUAAAUUGCCCAAUGAAGCUAGAGGAAACCCAGAGGAGAUCAUAGUAUCAAAUAAAAGGAAAUUGAAUGAAAAGCCUACUUCUGUAGCUAGGGUUCCUCCAAACUUGGUGCUUGGUGGGAAGCUUAACAAUGAUUUGCAUACCAGCCAUGCAGAAAAGCAGUUUUCAAAAAUGGCAUCCAAGGAGCAAUAUGAAGCAAUGUCAAACAAGCCCAGUGGUAAUUGCAGUAAUUUACAAAGCACAAGCUUACGCACAAAAGGAACAAAAACAAGAAGACAGCUACGGGCUCAAAGAAAAUUUGCUCAUUCCCAGCCAUGCAGUCCAAACAGCUUACUUCUACAACGAAUGGGAACAUCUUCUGGAGCAAGGCCAAAAACUGAAGACUUCAUCAAAUUUCUUUGUCUUCGAGGGACGGCAGGUUUGCCAAAGGAGCUGGAGUUUUUCAACAGCCCUGUUCUUCCACCUUCGCCACUGUCCUCGGACGAAGAUGAUUAUCUUCCGCUGUCUCCUUUCUUCAAAAGACAAGUUGAUAGCUCUUCAAGUAAAGCAGAGAUGUACGAUGCUUACCGCCAUCAGCUUGACUGCGAAUCAGCAAGUGCCUGUUCGGGUAGCGAAAGAAAAAAGAAGUCAUCAUCACGGAACUUGAGCUCCUUUUUCGAUGAGACUGACAACAGCCCCUCAACGCGCUCUUCCAGUCCCGGAUUCAGUACUGCAGUCUCUGACUGUCCGAGUACGGAAGUAUCAGUAAACACCUCUUGUGGCUUAGAAGAAGACCGGCAGUUACCACACGAGAACCAGACGAAUAUAGAAGCUGUUAAAGACCAAGGACUCAGAAAAACACUUGGUAGCCAGAAAUCUGUAGAGGACUCAGAAACAUCUAAAGAGAUUUCUGAUAAUGAAUGGCCUCAAGCAAUCGAUGAAAAGGGCUCGAAAUUCCAGGAAAAGCCUCUUCCCGGAAGUAGUCAUGCGGAGCAUAGUGAGUUAUCGCAAGAAAUCACCUCAGUGUCCUUGACUUCUAACUCGGUAGACAGUUGUGAUGUGAAACUGAAAAGUACAACUACAUCGAAUGCUUGUAGAAAAUCAAGAUCUAAGGGAAAGAAACCCGAUGCAAAUGCUUUUGAAAAUGAACUGGAACAUGCGCCUACCUUCCGGCCAAUGGAGCAAGAGUUUAGGGAUCCGAUGAAGUAUAUACGAAAGAUAACGCCCUUUGUUUUGAAGUAUGGGAUGUGCAUAUUAGUUCCUCCAGCUGGCUGGCAGCCAUCAAGUAGCGUGAGUGAUGAUAUACGUUUUGGCACCAAGAUACAACAAGUGCAUAGGCUUAAGAAAAGAAACCCAGAAACAACCAAGUUUGUAUUAUACUUGCACAAGUGCCUUGGCGAAACUUCUGAUUUGAUGGAAGCCCUCCCUCAGAUUGGUAGCUGUGAAGUUGACUUGCUUCAAAUGUCCAAGGUUUUCGAGUCAGCUGGAGGUGUAGCGAAGGUAAACACACCACGGAAAUGGCAUAAGGUUGCAGAUAGUCUACACAUUCCAAAGAAUGCUCAAGGGCGAGUCAACAAGCUUCAGGACAUAUAUUAUAAAUAUGUUUUGCCAUUCGAUAUCCUGUCAACGGAAGAAAAAGAAAGAAUAAAAAGGGAAGUCGAACUGGAGUUACUCACAGAAACUCAAGAUACGACUCUUUCUGAGCCAGAAUUCAAGGGUAAAUCCGCCUCAGUAUCCUCGUUUCAUCGCAUUGCAUCAAACGCUCAGGAAAUGUAUGGCAGAGGCCAAACGAACACUCAUGCUUUGGAGAAUGAUUUCUGGCAUGUUGUUGCUGAAGGAAAGCGUCAUGUUGCCUCGUUAUCUGGUGACAUCGAUACGAUGAACUGUGAAUCCUCUUUCCACGUCGCGAGGUCAAAAUCCAGGUGGAAUCUUUCGUCUUUACCGCAGUCGCAAGCGUCAUUACUUCGCCAUCUCGGAGUGGUUCCAGGCCUAACCACGUCAUCUCUGAAAUUCUCAAGUGUUUUCAGUACCUCCAGCUGGCAGAAAGCUCCUGACGAGCUUCUCAAAAUCGAAUACCUCCACGCAGGAGCAAACAAAAUAUGGUACGCGGUCCCUGCCUAUAUGGAGACAGCAUUGUUGCAUCGAGCCAAGAAACUCGUGCAAACUGGCGAUAGACAAACAGAAAGCAUAGGAAAUUUUCUUAUAUCGCCACUGGAAUUACUUGCUGAAGAAUGCAGGAUAAGUAGAGCAAUCCAAAACGAAGGCCAGUUUCUAUUAUGUCUACCUAAUGUUUAUCACUGUGUUGUCAGCAGUGGCUACAGCUUAACAGAAUCCUGCUAUUUUGUUCAAGACGAUUGGUUCCAAACAAGAUUAACAGUUGACAAAAUAUUUUUGAAUCCAGCAGUGAAGUUUCCGGCGGAAAUGGUCAUACUGAACUUUGCGGAAUCACAGGCACAGCAGUCAAAGAAAGAUGACAUCAAUUUAUUAUUGAUCGAGCUGGCAAAAAACAUAAGACAAGCAAAUAUGGAAUUUCACCAGAAACUGACCGCUUCUGGUGCUUUGAUGUCAAGAGAAAUACCUCAAGGAAAACUGAAACGAGUGGCCGUUGACUGGGAGACUUGCGAUGAUUGCGAAAGGCCAUUGUAUCCUUUUGUGGUGUGGAGAGGCAAUCAUUUUUACUGUUUCGACCACGCCAUUGAAGCCAUGGGAAAGAAAAAUAGUGAAUCGGAGGAAAAGUUCGAGAUGUUCACACAUUGGAAUAAAGAACAACUGGAGAGCUUGAUUGUACGGUUAGAAGAUCUUACAAAGGACGAACAAUCGGAUAAAUAGCAAAGCAGCAUAGCGACUUAACCAGUCUUUUAAACAGUGUUUGUAAAUAUUGAGUGAAUUUAAGUGCGUGUAUUGUUCGUAAAAAGUUAUAAUCAGUUUGUAAGAUGCAGUAAUCUUUGAUAAAUUUUCGAAAGAAUUUCUAGUCAGUCAUGCCGAAGGAUCUUCAAGGCCCUUGAGCAAAGUGAAAAGUUACACGGUGUCGAUGUCACAUGUUUGUGGGUAAGCCCGUUAUCCUGGCUGAAAAAGCAAAUCAGGGAACUUUCUAGCAGUUCCAAGUCGAAGCUUUAGGCAAAUGCAGGUAUAUGAAACGCAAUAUUAAAGGCUAUCUUAAGGAAUGUAAAGACUCUUAGAAACCGUAAUGGGCUACUUGAAAAGUCUACAGCAUUUUUUCUAUGCCCGAUCUCUGCCAUUCUAUCAAAAGUACGCAAAAAACUGGCCUUGCUGGUGCGCGAACACACCAGAAUACGUCACAAAUUCCUGAAAUUCCACUUUGGCCACGUUUUUUUAUUCGAACAAAAACUGACGAAAACCAGUACUUUGGAGUUUGAAAAAAUAAUGUUAACGAAAAAGUAUGCUGGUAAUAAUUACAAAUUAAUUAUGUUAUCAAAACAGACCAACAGUACCUAAAGUGGGGCUUGACAAUACCUUUAAAAAAGCAAACAUGUCAAGAGUCAAACAAUUUUUGGCCUGUAUAAAGAUCAAAUAGCCUUACUUGUUUUUGUGGGUAGAGUUUUGAUUUUUGAUUUGAGCUUUCAGUUAAUGUUGCUUUCAACUUGUACCCUGAAAUAUUGUGCGAUUGCAACAUCAUCUAUUCUUUUAUCUUGUAUAUAUUCAAAACUAACUUUCCCUCAAUUUCAGGUAGCUUUAUUGCUUUUCCUUUGUUGAUAUCCAAUUUUCUGCAACAACUAUGAAAAGCUUUUGAAGUUAAUGUUACCAGUAAAUACUGUCAGGCCGGGUUGUCUGGAUAGAAUGGUCUGAGUAUCAUGGCCCUAACCUUGGUGCCAGAUUUUUCGUAAUUUAGUCUCAGAAUAUAAUUUAAAUCGAUUCACUGUUUUGCCACUCUAUCAGUCUGUAUACCAAAUUAUCAUAUUCUAGAGGCACUGUUUCCCAAGGUAUUAGGUCCUUUAGAAGCUACCAGAGCCGCAAAAUUCAAUUUUUCCGAAGGGUUAUGUCCCACAUCCCCUACUUCCCUGUGUCCCUCCCACAGAGAAUUUCUGCCUACACCACGGACCACAGUUGCGUUUAUGAUCAAAAUAAACCCCAGAUAUAUUGCACAGGUGUGAUGCUCCAAUUUUUGUCAAUACAGGGUGUAUUCAGACUUAAUAGGGUCUCUACUGUGAUUUACUGGUAUCACUUUGCAUUUAUUUGGAAAUUUGGAAAAACAUCAAAACUCAAUUUAAGAAUAAUUACUGUUUCUACCUUGUUUGUACAUUAUUUACAAUAAACAACAGGCAUUGCAGUUGCAAGUAAGAACAUCCUAUUGUUUUAUUAAACGUUUGAACGCGUUUAGGUUGCCUGACGAUUUCAAUUCAUUUGGCAAGCAGUUCAAAAUCUGUGGUCCUAAGAACUAGAGACUGUUGUUGCCGAAAGCAACCUGAUUUGGCCUAAAAUGAGUUAGAUAAAUAUGGAUUUCGCAAUGAAUUCCAAAAAGAAAUCAAAGUGAACUGUUUUUGGCGGUACAGAACUUGAAAAUGGCUUUGAAAAAAGCAAACAUUCAAUAUGUUUGCUUUUUAGAAAUCAAAGUCGGGAUACGUGAAUCGUGUGUCGUUGAAAUUUAAUUAGAAGGUCAUUAUACG
Rhopilema esculentum is the source of this 5011-nucleotide messenger RNA. NCBI's taxonomy places the organism in Eukaryota, Metazoa, Cnidaria, Scyphozoa, Rhizostomeae, Rhizostomatidae. The record is from RefSeq and is a predicted model, not a curated record.